Molecule: messenger RNA, 900 nt
Organism: Symbiodinium natans
Lineage: Eukaryota; Dinophyceae; Suessiales; Symbiodiniaceae
Source: the annotation of a GenBank genome assembly
AUGCUGCAUGUUUGGCGCGCCUCUGGGGAAGAAGUGGCAUCCAGACCGAAGGGCGAAAUCAGCAAUGUGCGAGCACUAAAGCUAUGGCUGCAGAAGCUAACAGGAUAUGGGCGGUUCCGGCAAAGGCUUCUGGUUGAUGUGGUCUCCUUGGAGGACGAAGCGGAGUUGAAGGAGAUUUCAGAUUUCCAGCUUGUGCUGUUGCCCUUCGCCGAGACGACGAGGCAGCAGGUCGAAGAGCUUGCCAGCGCUGCCUCGCAGGGCUUGCUGGCGGAGGUGGAGGCCGCACUUCAUCGACCGCAAGACCCGGACCUGGAUCAAACCCAACGCCUCUCGCCACUCGCAGCGGCUGCCGCUGGCGGACACGAUGAGGUCGUUCGCAUGCUGCUGGAGGCUGCUGCCGACAAGGACAAGGUGAGUGGACCCAAAGGCUGCACGGCCCUUGCUCUUGCUUGUGAGUCCGGCCAUGCACAGACGGUGCACCUGCUCCUUGAGGCCAGGGCGGAUAAGAACAAGGUUCGGCGGCUGAGGCGGUCUACACCACUGGCCUUGGCUUCACAGAACGGGAAGCUGGAGGUCGUGCAUCUUCUUCUGAGCGCCAAUGGUGUCGUCGACGUAGACACGCCUCUGUGCGCGGCUGCUGCUGAAGGGAAUGCGUCGAUCGUGGGCCUGCUGUUGGAGUCGAGGGCCAACAAAGAUGUGGUUGAUCAGCGGGACUCGCACCGACCCCUGGGUGUGGCAUCCGCCGGGGGCCAUGCGGCAGUGGUGCAAGCGCUGCUCGAGGCACGCGCCGAUCUGGAAGUGCAGGAUGCAGGUUUUGGUGACACCCCUUUGUGCUUGGCUUCGAGACUGGGCCGGGUUGAUGUGAUGAGACUGCUGUUGGAGUCAGGUGCCGCUGGUUAG